Molecule: messenger RNA, 1327 nt
Organism: Ectocarpus sp. CCAP 1310/34
Lineage: Eukaryota; Phaeophyceae; Ectocarpales; Ectocarpaceae
Source: the annotation of a GenBank genome assembly
AUGUGCAACCACUUCACUGCCACACCUGACAGCUGCGCUAUGGAAGUGGACAAGGAUGCCGUUUCUGCCGUGCAAGAGUCCGUGGACCAGCUAGCUCUCAGCAUGUUCGAUUCCCUUCGAUUAAUCCCAUUUUCGGAGGAAGUCAAAGGGGGGGCGAGGGGGGUGGCCCCGUUGCAGCAGCAGCAGCAGCAGCCGGGACAACCCGGUGCAGCUCCCCUGAGGCGGGCGGUUACCACAAACGCCGCGUGGGCGGACACGGUGCAGUCCCUGGCAGAUGGGGUGCUGAAGCAAGCGAGAGCCUUGGAUGGCCUCAUCGAUGUGCUGCCGGGGGCAGAGCUGCGCGAAGAUCAGCAAAUGGAGGAGAUCGCUCGUCUCGACAGAGAAGGCAAACUCAAGAGAGCCGAGCUGGCUAAGAUGGUGGAGAAGGCGGAGGCACUGAGCAAGGAGGUGAACGGUAGCCUUGACCAACUUGCCGACCACAUGCUGGGAGCCCCGCGAUAGCAGCACGCGUUGGAAGAAAAUGCCUCUUGAGCGGGCCUCAGCGGUUCUCUUGCGCUGAACCUGUCGUGAGUGAUGUUGUCGAGGAGAAAGCUGCUAUGGAGUGGUAAUUCGUCGAUCGACGGUGGACGGGAAUCGAUGGAGAGCGAAGGCGGACGGCCGGAACAAGGGAGACAUUGGUUGUGAGAAGGUCUCGUUGCCUGCAUCGGAAGCUACAUCUUCUGGCCUCAACGGGAACGAAGAAGGAUGAACACGACCAAACAAACGGCUCACGGACUUGGACAAAAAAACUGGUCCGCAAGCAUAAACCGUUCGUCCUCCUCAUAGGACUCAACGUUGAACUGACGCGGAAGAUCGGUGCCAGGAAUCGAUGGAGCGGCACACGGCAGAGUGUGUAUAAUUUUUGUAGAAUAAGGCUAGUCUAGAAGACCUGAGACACUCAAGUCAGGCGAGGGUUGGUUGUGAGAUACGUUUGAGGUUUUUGAUAUGGUUGUUUCGUUGAAUUAAUGGCAAGCAGAACCCCCUCAUGUUGUGGCAUUUGCUCCGAUUGUGUUUGACCAUGUUUUCGGAAGAACAGUUUGGGGGGGAAUCUUUGGCGUGCCCAACAUGUGAUGGGGCGGCAGUUAUCAUGAAGUUCGCAAAUUUGCGUGCGAGGAUGUGCAUGUUGAAUAAUCCACCACACCGUCCGGCAGGAGAAAUACAUUAUUUUUUUAAUGUUGGGGGCAAAGUUUGCGAAAAGAAGAGCGGGUACGUGGUACACAGCUGCAGGAGCUUACGAAUCACAGCGCCCAGCCCACAACGUAGCAGCAGCACGGGGUUGUCGUCUUGC